UUGGUCUCCCAAUAGUCAGUGUGUUUCUCUCUCUGUCUCUCUUUCUUUCUCUCUCGUCUUCCGCUCGAUCAAUUCUUUCAUCCACCGUCUCGGGUCGCUCUUCCCCCAAAUCCCAAAUCCCGAAUCCCGAUCGCCCACGGAUCUGCUCACUGAUUCACUUUUCGCAAUCAAUUUCCAGAUCUAUCCAUACCCAUCUCAACAUUUCCAGUGUUUUCAUUUCAAUCCGCUUUGCUGUUUCUUGUAUAGUUCUAAUCUUAGGGAUUUGGAUAUGGCUUCCGCCGGCAACCCAAACCCACCGGGCGGAGUGCCCUUUGAUAUGCAGAAGCUCUUCAAGCCAUCGACGCCGCCACCGUCGUCUUCCACCGCCAUUACGUCAUCCACCUCUAACCCUCAAAACUUCGCCAAUACUGGGGCUUCCAACACUCUAGCAAACCCUAAUAUGACUUCCUCCCCAUAUCCGCCUCCUUCGUCGUCGUACCCCCCGCCCACCGGCGGCGCUACUGGCGGCGGGUAUCCUUAUCCUCCCUUGACCUCGCCGCCGUUCAAUUACCACCCGGUAUACGCUGCUUAUGCAAAUCCACCGCCGCCGCCUCCACAGCAGCAGCAAGAAGCGGCUAACGUGCAUCCGCAGAGAUCCAUGUCUUAUCCUACCCCCACGCUGCAAGUCCAGACCUCAACCGCUUCGCCGCAGCACCCCAAUUUUCAUAAUUAUCCUAAUUCCCAAAACCCUAACGCCCACGGUGCUCGUUUGAUGGAGUUGCUGAGCGCGCCUCCUGCUACGCAUGAAAUCUCGCAGCAACCGACAAUGCCCGUGCCUCAAAUCCACCCAACAUCCUCCGCAGGUUCUGAUAUGACCGCCCCCCAGAAUGUAAACACUGUGGCCGUAGGAGGUGCUCCUGUGGUUUCGCAUCAGGGUCCUGUAAUGAGGAUGCCGAGCAGUAAGCUUCCCAAGGGGAGGCAUCUGGUUGGGGAUCGAUUGGCCUACGACAUAGAUUUACGGUUGCCGGGAGAGGUGCAGCCUCAGCUCGAGGUUACACCCAUCACGAAGUAUGGGUCUGAUCCUGAACUGGUUUUGGGCAGGCAAGUUGCUGUUAAUAAGACUUAUAUUUGUUACGGGCUAAAGCAAGGCGCCGUUCGGGUACUCAAUAUCAACACUGCAUUGAGAUCGUUGCUCAAGGGCCUAGCUCAGAGGGUCACAGACAUGGCAUUCUUUGCUGAGGAUGUUCACCUUUUGGCUAGUGCAAGCAUGGAUGGCAGGGUUUAUGUUUGGAAGAUCAGUGAAGGUCCAGAUAAAGAAGAAAAACCACAAAUUACCGGAAGAGUUGUUAUUGCCAUUCAAAUUACUGGAGCAGGGGAAUCAGUUCACCCUAGAGUUUGCUGGCACUGCCAUAAACAGGAAAUUCUUGUUGUCGCAAUUGGUAGAUAUGUUUUAAAGAUCGAUACAACAAAAGUUGGAAAAGGUGAAAAAUUUUCUGCUGAGGAACCACUCAAGUGUUCUGUUGACAAGUUAAUUGAUGGGGUCCAUCUUGUCGGUACUCAUGACGGAGAGGUGACUGACCUGUCUAUGUGCCAGUGGAUGACUACCCGGCUGGUAUCUGCUUCAGUAGAUGGCACGAUCAAGAUUUGGGAAGAUAGGAAAUCGCAGCAUACUGCAGUUAUCCGGCCACAUGAUGGACAGCCUGUAAAUUCUGUCACUUUUCUGGCUGCUCCUCAUCGUCCUGAUCAUGUCAUACUUAUUACCGGGGGUCCUUUGAACCGGGAAGUGAAAAUCUGGGUAUCUGGGAAUGAAGAAGGAUGGUUGCUUCCUACCGAAGCUGAAUCAUGGCAUUGUACCCAAAGAUUGGAGUUAAAGAGUUCAGAGGCACAUUCUGAAGAAGCCUUUUUCAAUCAAGUUAUAGCUUUGUCACAGCCGGGUCUUCUUUUGUUGGCAAAUGCCCAAAGGAACGCUAUAUAUGCAGUGCACUUGGAAUAUGGUCCUAACCCGGAGGCAACUCGCAUGGAUUACAUUUCAGAAUUUACAGUCACCAUGCCGAUACUCAGUUUUACAGGGACAAGCGAUAUACUUCCUCAUGGCGAACAAGUUGUUCAGGUAUAUUGUGUUCAGACACAAGCUAUUCAACAGUAUGCUUUGAACUUGUCACAGUGCCUUCCACCCCCAAUGGAAAAUUCUAUAUAUGAGAAGCUUGAUUCUAGCUUCCCCCAGGAUGCAUCUAGUGUUGAUAGACAUGCUGAAGUUUAUAGUUCUAGCAGUAAACAAAUUGAGAUGUCUGUAUCUAGCUCAGGACCUAAAACUUCCGCUCAGGAGAGUGGUCGGGAAGAUGCAUCUGCAGUAAGAUACCCUGUCACCACUGCUUCUGUUGAAUCACCGAAGGCUCAGGAUUUAGCUUCCUCCAGUGCGGAAAUUAAGUCAACACCUUUGUCAGAGGCUUCUAAAGAUGCAAAUAUUCCUUCUGCUACUUCACCUCCUCUGCCUUUGAGCCCCAAGCUAACAAAAGUACAGUCGGGUUUAAGCACUCAUUUGACCAGUUUGGACCAUGAUUCUACAAUGAGUGAUCCUAAUUUGGAGCCUAAGGUUGUUGAUUAUUCAGUUGAUAGGCAAAUGGAUGCUAUUCAUACAAAGUUAUCGGAUGUUGCAUCGCUGGAUAAUGACCCUAGCAAUGAUGACAAACUUUCACAAGAUAAUUCUAUGGACCUCAAUCCUCCAGUUAAGUUCAAACACCCUACUCAUCUGGUAACUCCUUCGGAAAUAUUGAUGGGCAAUUCAGCAUCUGAAGCGAGCCGGACUAAUGAGCCCAAAAGUGAUGCUGAACUUAAUAUUCCAGACGUGGUGAUGAACAAUGAUACAAGGAAUGUUGAGGUGGAGGUAAAAGUUGUGGGUGAGAUCAGAUCUCAUCAAAACAAUGAUGAUGGUGCUCGACAAGAACUUCAGACUUUCGUGUCAGCAAGCAAGGAAAAAAUGUUCUGCUCUCAAGUAUCUGAUCUUGGAAUUGACAUGGCACGAGAAUGCCGUGCCUUGUCCCCUGAAUCCUACAUUGCUGGGGAAGCUAGGCAGUUUAAUGUACCUGGUGAAACUGAAACUAUUAAUGAACAGUCAUCUGCAGAAGAAGUUGACACUGCUAGAGAUGCUUCUGGGAAGGUAGUUGAUCCUCCAGCACCGUUACCAACUCAGCAUCAACCUGCAACAAAUGCAAAAGGGAAAAAGCAGAAGGGAAAGAGUGCUCAAGGAUCUGGCACACCUUCACUGUCAACCAGUGCUUUCAAUUCAACAGAUUCUAAUAAUGACCAGGGUGUCAAUUCCAGCAAUGCUAUAGAAGGUGCAUCCACACAAGUAAAUUCCACUCAAGAAAUGCUGAGUCAGCUUGUGUCUAUGCAAAGAGAAAUGCAGAAGCAGAUGACAACCAUGGUAGCUAACCCAGUUACUAAAGAAGGCAAAAGGCUUGAGGCAGCACUGGGUCGGAGCAUGGAGAAGGCUGUGAAAGCCAAUACUGAUGCUUUAUGGGCUCGAUUUCAAGAAGAGAAUGCAAAACAUGAAAAAGCAGCGAGGGAGCGCAUGCAACAGUUAACAAAUCUAAUCACCAAUAGCUUAAACAAGGACAUACCGUCAAUCAUAGAGAAAACUUUUAAAAGGGAACUGGGUGCUGUGGGGCAAUCUGUUGCACGGACUAUAACUCCAAUCAUUGAGAAAUCAAUAUCCACUUCCCUCACAGAGAACUUCCAGAAAGGUGUUGGUGACAAAGCUGUGAAUCAGCUGGACAAAUCCCUUAUCUCCAAACUUGAAGCUACAGUUGCUAGGCAUAUUCAAACUCAAUUUCAAACUUCUGGCAAGCAGGCGCUUCAGGACACGCUGAAAUCAAGUUUAGAAACAUCUGUUGUUCCGGCAUUUGAGAUGUCGUGCAGGGCAAUGUUUGAGCAGGUUGACGCCACUUUUCAGAAAGGAAUGACUGAACAUACUGCAGCGGCUCAGCAACAGUUUGAUGCCUCACAUUCUCCAUUAGCAAUUGCUCUAAGGGAUGCUAUAAAUUCGGCAUCAUCAAUGACUCAGACUUUGAGCACCGAGGUUCUUGACGGUCAAAGAAAACUGUUGGCUCUUGCUGUUGCAGGAGCAAACUCUAAAGUAUCAAACCCAUUGGUUAGUCAACUGAGCAACGGUCCACUAGGUGGUCUCCAUGAGAAGCUCGAAGCACCACUUGAUCCAACAAAAGAACUUUCUAGACUUGUGGCUGAGCGCAAAUAUGAGGAGGCUUUCACUUCUGCCCUGCAAAGGAGUGAUGUUAGUAUUGUAUCAUGGUUGUGCGCGCAGGUGGAUUUACCGGGAAUCCUAUCGAUGAAUCCCCUUCCAUUGAGCCAGGGUGUGCUCCUGUCUCUCCUACAGCAGUUGGCAUGUGAUAUCGGCAAGGACACCCCUCGAAAACUGGCAUGGAUGAUGGAGAUUUUAUCAGCUAUAAACCCAGCCGACUCAAUGAUUGUGAUGCACGUACGCCCCAUCUUCGAGCAAGUGUACCAGAUAGUAAAUCACCACCGCAACCUUCCCACCACCAGCGGCACUGAACUUUCCAACAUUCGGUUGAUCAUGCAUGUUAUCAAUUCAAUGCUCAUGACCAAGUGAGUCGAUGUACCGAGUGUUGAGGCCCUUAUGGUGAGGGGAUUGGCAGGUUUGUACAAAUUCUAGGGAUAUAUAUAAUAUAUAUAUAUACAUACAUAUAUAUAUAUGUGCUCAAUGAGGAAGGAAGAGGAGCAUGUAGAGUUCAUUGUUAUGCCAUUGUUUUUGUUUUUGUUUUUCUUUUCCUUUUUAAUUUUAUUUCUAAGUUCCUAAGUUUAAAAAAAUUUGUGUAGAAAAGUGAGUUGAAUUAUUGGAGGUUAUUUUGUUGUUAUGUUUGAUGGGACAAUGUGUUUAUAUGCAAUUUUGUAUCUGGACUGUACACAACUCACCCACCCCAAGGCCAAGACUCGUGUUUUAAUUUAAUGUGCAACUCUCUCUGUA
Messenger RNA from Andrographis paniculata, 4981 nucleotides. RefSeq names its product enhancer of mRNA-decapping protein 4-like. Gene Ontology annotation, molecular function: protein binding. Bases 269 to 4606 code for a protein of 1445 amino acids. The record is from RefSeq and is a predicted model, not a curated record. The transcript has 12 exons. Gene Ontology annotation, cellular component: P-body. Gene Ontology annotation, biological process: deadenylation-independent decapping of nuclear-transcribed mRNA. NCBI's taxonomy places the organism in Eukaryota, Viridiplantae, Streptophyta, Magnoliopsida, Lamiales, Acanthaceae.